Molecule: messenger RNA, 2588 nt
Organism: Kickxella alabastrina
Lineage: Eukaryota; Fungi; Kickxellomycota; Kickxellomycetes; Kickxellales; Kickxellaceae
Product: 5-methyltetrahydropteroyltriglutamate--homocysteine methyltransferase
Exons: 1
Coding region: 224-2539 (771 amino acids)
Molecular function (GO): 5-methyltetrahydropteroyltriglutamate-homocysteine S-methyltransferase activity; zinc ion binding
Source: RefSeq, a predicted model, not a curated record
UAUAAAGCGAACUGGGCCCGCCCGCCCACAUUUAUUCAAAAAUUUUCAUAUCACACCAAAUUCCAGUCCAAAUAAUUUCAAGCAACAUUUUCGUCCUCUUAUUGUCUACAGCUCCUCUCUUGAAAUUUCAACCCACAAAGAGAAACGCACGAUUUUAAACUUAUAACACCAAGCGAGCUACAUUUACACUUCGUCGCCCACUCCAUCAAACUUUCAACCAAAAAUGUCUGUCAUCAAGUCUACCAUCCUCGGAUUCCCCCGCAUGGGCUCUGACCGCCAGCUGAAGAAGCUCGUCGAGGGCUUCUGGUCCGGCAAGGUCUCUGAGGCCGAGCUGGCCGAAGGCAGCAAGAACCUCCGUGCCGAGCACUGGGCGCUGCAGACCUCAUACGGUCUGACUGAGGUGCCUGUCGGUGACUUCUCCUACUAUGACCACGUCCUUGACGCUGCCUACGCUGUCGGCAUUAUCCCCGAGCGCUACCAGGAGCUGAACAAGGACAGCGGCAUCCAGGCGUACUUUGCCAUGGGCCGCGGCUUGCAAAACAAGAACGUCGACGUUCGGUCGCUCGAGAUGAAGAAGUGGUUUGACACCAACUACCACUUCAUGGUGCCCGAGAUUGCCGACAACCAGCAGUUCACACUCAACUCGACCAAGGUGGUCAAUGAGUUCAAGGAGGCCACGGCUCUUGGAUACACUGCUCGCCCUGUUAUUCUCGGCCCUGUCACCCUCCUGGCUCUGAGCAAGGCCACCAAGGGAUCCACAUCCAAGCCGCUGGACCACCUGUCCGCGCUCAUUCCCGUUUACAUUGAGCUUCUCCAGCAGCUUGCUGCCGCCGGCGCUGAGUGGGUGCAGGUUGACGAGCCCAUCCUCUCUCUUGAUCUCGACGCUGCUGUGUACACGGUGGCCUUCAGCCAGGCGUACACCGAGUUUGCCAAGGUCGACGGGCUCAAGUACCUUCUGACCAGCUACUUUGACCGCCUUGGCGACAACCUGAGGCUGGCCGCCGCUCUUCCCGUGCAUGGAAUCCACCUCGAUCUCGUCCGCGGCGCCUCAGAUCUUGAUGCUGCCCUGGCUGCCAUUCCGGCAGACAAGGUUGUAUCCAUCGGUCUGAUCAAUGGUCGCAACAUCUGGAAGGCCAACCUGGAGCAGCAGCUGGCCGUUCUGAACAAGGUCAUUAGCGCUCGCGCUUCGGGCGCUGCCGUCUGGGUCAACAGCUCGUGCUCGCUCUUGCACUCGCCACACUCUCUCAAGCCCGAGGCCGGCCACCUUGACGAGGAGACUCUCGGCUGGCUGUCGUUUGCCGAGGAGAAAAUCGAGGAGGUUGCCAUCCUGGCCGCUGCCGCCGCUGAUCGCAGCUCCGUCGAGCGCCAGCUGCAGAGUAACACUGCCAAGGUUCUCAGCCGCCAGCAGUCUGAGCGCAUCACGCGCCCGGAAGUCCAGAAGCGCCUUGCCGCACUCGACGAGACCUUCUACAGCCGCCAGGCUCCGUUCACCGAGCGCCAGCAGGUGCAGCGCGUAGCACUUAACCUUCCUCUCUUCCCAACCACUACCAUCGGCUCUUUCCCCCAGACCGCCGAGGUGCGCAAGGCGCGCGCGCAGUUCCGCAAGGGUUCGUUGACCAAGGCUGAGUACGAGGAGUUCUUGGACAUUGAGACCCGUAAGUGCAUCGAGUGGCAAGAUGAGGCCGGCCUUGACGUGCUUGUGCACGGCGAGUUCGAGCGCACUGACAUGGUUGAGUUCUUUGGCGAGAACCUUGAGGGCUUUGUGUUCACCAAGAAGGGCUGGGUCCAGUCGUACGGCUCGCGCUGUGUCAAGCCGCCAGUCAUCUUUGGUGAUGUCUCUCGCCCGAAGCCCAUGACCGUCGAUGUCGCUCGCUUUGCGCAGUCGUGCAGCCCGAACAAGCCUGUCAAGGGCAUGCUCACAGGCCCCGUCACCAUCCUGCAGUGGUCUUUUGUGCGCGACGAUCAGCCGCGCUCGCAGACUGCUGGACAGAUCGCGCUGGCCAUCCGCGACGAGGUUGUUGAUCUCGAGGCCGCCGGCAUCAAGGUCAUUCAGGUGGACGAGCCUGCAAUCCGCGAGGGACUUCCCCUGCGCAAGACCGACUACGAUGCUUACCUCAAGUGGUCCGUUGAUGUCUUCCGCCUGGCCACCACGGGCGUGCGCAACGAGACCCAGAUCCACACACACUUCUGCUACAGCGACUUUAACGAGAUUUUCACCGCCAUCAAGAGCCUGGACGCCGAUGUUAUUACCAUCGAGAACUCCAAGUCUGAUCUCAAGCUUCUCGGCGCUCUGGAGGUCCACGGCUACGCGGCCGAGAUUGGCCCCGGUUUGUACGACAUCCACUCGCCGCGUGUGCCCUCGGUCGAGGAGAUGGCCGCCCGCUUCGCCGCGCUGCAAAAGUACAUCCCCGCAGAGAACCUGUGGGCCAACCCCGACUGUGGUCUGAAGACCCGCGGAUGGCCCGAGGUCAAGGAGUCGCUGAUAAACCUGGUCACUGUCGCCGUCAACGCCCGCAAGACCCAUGCUGCCGCCAACUAAAAGUUGAUUUUUAUGCUUUGCUUUACUAUUCGAGUAUCUUUGGUAAAUU